This is a messenger RNA of Nicotiana tabacum (common tobacco), 2030 nucleotides long. NCBI's taxonomy places the organism in Eukaryota, Viridiplantae, Streptophyta, Magnoliopsida, Solanales, Solanaceae. The record is from RefSeq and is a predicted model, not a curated record.
AAGCCCAGUAAAUGAACUUGGGGGAGUUUGGUGGAGAGAGAAAAAUCUCUUUACAACAUCGUCACUCUGGUUUAUUACUGGUACAUUCCAUUAUCAGUACAGAAGAGUACAGGGAACUCAAACUAAAAACUCUAAUUCUGUUGACAUAUACCAAACAUGGCCUUAACAAUCCCAGCACAGCUCUUGCUCAAGCCACCCAAUUAUCGAGUGUUGCAAACCCCUGGAGGAGUUAUUAGUGUAACAGUUAGAACAAGAAAAGCUCAUAAUUCAUUGUUUUACAACUUCCAUAGGUUGUAUUUAGGUCUCACGGCGGCCUGCAGUGAUGGAGGGGGUGAAGUUUAUGUUAACCCUCACCAAGAUGUUGAUAAGUUAAAGGAUAGCUCAUCUAACACAGGUGAUGGUUACAUUGCCUUGUUUGUUCGGAUGCUUGGUUUGGACCAUGACCCUCUAGAUAGAGAACAGGCAGUCAUUGCUCUCUGGAAGUAUUCACUUGGAGGGAAGAAGUGUGUUGAUAUGUUAAUGCAGUUCCGGGGUUCUGUUAAUCUGACUGUGAACCUUCUAAGGUCUGAGUCUGAUGCUGCUUGUGAAGCUGCUGCUGGUCUUUUGAGGAUGAUAUCCUCAGUGAAUAUGUACAGAGAGCUUGUGGCAGAUAGUGGUGCAAUAGAAGAGAUAAACGGCCUCUUGCGACGUUCUUCCCUCUCCCCAAAUGUGAAGGAGCAAAGCUUAUGUACAUUAUGGAAUUUAUCUGUGGAUGAGAAACUCAGAAACAAAAUUGCCAAUUCUGAUCUCCUGCCUUUACUGAUAAAGUUUCUGGAGGAUGAAGAAGUGAAAGUGAAGGAGGCAGCUGGAAGGGUUUUGGCUAAUUUAGCAUUGACUGUUUCUAAUCACAAGAAUAUGGUUGAAGCAGGUGUCAUCCCAAAACUGGCAAUGCUCUUGAAAAAUGAGGUGGAGGGAUCUAAGGUCAUUAGAAAAGAAGCGAGGAAUGCGUUGCUGGAACUUGCUAAAGAUGAGUACAGCAAGAUUCUUAUCAUGGAGGAAGGUCUUCUUCUGGUCCCUUUAGUUGGUGCAGUUGCCUACAAGUCCUUCAGGCCAGCUCUGUAUUCAUGGCCUUCUUUGCCUGAUGGUACGAAACUUGACCAGAACCCAAAAACUUCAAGAUAUGGCGCCUCUGAAUUACUUCUUGGAUUAAAUAUUGAGGAUAAGAAUGCAAACAUUGAGGAAGCAAAGAUGAAGGCAAUGGUAGGACGCACUCAACAGCAAUUUCUUGCACGUAUUGGGGCAAUAGAAAUGGAAGAAGAUAAUAUAUCCAGUGGUGAACUUUCAUCAAAUCCAAGGUUUACUCUUUUGCCGUGGAUGGAUGGCGUGGCUCGCUUGGUUUUAAUUCUUGGACUUGAAGAUGAGUCAGCUAUUGCUAGAGCUGCAGAGGCCAUUGCAGAUGUAUCUGUUAAUGAGCAAAUGCAGGUUUCGUUUAAAGAAGCAGGUGCUAUAAACCCUCUUGUUCGGCUAAUUAACCAUCCUAGUGACACUGUUAAAUUAGCUGUUAUUCGGGCUCUGGAGAGGCUAUCUAUCAGGUAGUUAUCAUAUUUACUUUAAGAUGUUAUACUCUUCCAUGUAGUUAAGACACAUUAAUGACUUAUCUAAUUAUGUCCUAUGUGAUUAUGGCUCUGUGGUAAAGGUUCAUUGAUUUACUUUCAGCAGUGAGCCGUGAAAGUUCUCUCCUUUAUUUAAUAUUGAUGUUAGGGGCGUAAUCAUCUGAUAAUUGCACUUUAGAAAAGGUGAAUUCUUCCUCCAUUAUGUGCUUACUUUGGAGCAAAUAUGAUUCAUGGCUCUGGUAUUGGACUAAGCUCUUAAAAGGAUCUUACUGUAAAGCAACUUGUUCAAUUAACAAUUCUUGUGAUUCUAUUAGAUUUGCUGUUAUUUGCUAAAUUUGUCUUGUAAUUCUUUUGUUUCCAUGGUUAUGAGACAUAAAUGACUUGUUGCAGCUAAAUAUUUCAAUCUGUAUGACUCCCUUUAAUGUUUUUUUUUUUUUG